Messenger RNA from Rhagoletis zephyria (snowberry fruit fly), 1305 nucleotides. The record is from RefSeq and is a predicted model, not a curated record. Lineage: Eukaryota; Metazoa; Arthropoda; Insecta; Diptera; Tephritidae.
AUGUCUCUUUCCAUUGUUGACAAACACCAAAACAAUUCACAUCUGCAUCACUUUGUCGUGCAGACGCGAUCUUUCCAAAUUGAAAAGGCUCGCAAUGUGGAAAUGUACGAGAACUUGCGGAUUCACAUUGAGCGGCAAAAUGAAAAGAAGAAACAAGAGAUGGAAAUGAGUGAAGAGCUGAAGCGUGCUCGUAGGGAAAAGGAGCUCAAACAUAGACGGGACAAGUCAACUCUUAGUGAGGUGAAGGAGGAGAUCAUUAAGAGCCAGGCCAGACUGGAAGAUCUUAAAGCGGAAAAGCAUAGACUGUUUACUGAAUUUAAGAAGAUACUGGGCGAAGAUGAAAUUCGAAAAACAAAUCAGAGAAUUCGAGAAGCUGAAGCUCAAAAGAACUUGAACAUGACGUUUGGUCCGGUGACUAGCAAUACCGCUAACACCUCAAAUCAACGUCCACCGCACCAGACAGUUCCGUCAAGUCAUGCAGGACCUAUCAUGCCCAGUAGCUCUCAUAGUAAUGCGAACAUUCUGCCCAGCACCUUGCAUCACUUGCACCCCAUUCAGCCCAUGUUCUACUCGCAGCAACACGGCCAAGCGGCGGCAACAUCGGCAAACUCGCCUAACAUUUUGAGUGCAUCUUCCUCAAAUGCUUCCCGUGAACAGCAGUCUCGACAAGAGCAAUCGGCUCUUGGCCAUCAUCGGUUAAACGGCCGUAUUCCCACUCCAACUUCGUAUGCACCAACCUCGUUGAACUCACAAGGGCGACAACAACCUCAGAUCAUUAACCAGCGAUCUCAACAAGAGCCCCCGGUAUCGAUUUACUCUAACAACAAAGCUCCACACCAGUUACAUCCGGGAGCACCUCUAUCGUUAACUUCAAUGGCCUCUUCAGUGUCUUCAGCGGCAUCGAUAAUCCCGAUCCCGUCUUCUGGUGCAACUUCUUAUACAAGUGACCGUCAUCGAAUGUCGUACAAGCGCUCACACGAGCAAUCUUCAAUAUCAUCGGCUGGCCCUUCUAUCAACUUGCACCCACCAACUACUGCAGGCGGCGUCAUUUCAGGACAGUCAGGCAGUGACCGCCAGUCUUCCCACCAUCAACACUUUCUGCAUCACUCCAAUUUCAAGCACAACCUAGGACAGCAUUCUCAGCAACCACCUGCUAUGCAUCAGCUUCCACCUGGCGCUUUCCCCCAACUUGGAGGACACAAUUUGGAGCACUUGCAAGGUCUGCCCACUCUGUACCAGAGUUAUCUCUCACAGAGUUAUCAGGCAAACAACCCUCCAUACAUGAACAAUAUGGACCGAAAAUAA